AUGGUACAUGGCAGCUGGUAUUAUAAGACUAUGCAAGUGUUAUGCAGUGAGAGGGCGAGCCUCGAUGAAGUCGUUGUAAAUCGCGAAGCAUUGGCUCUCCGUUGCAACCUUUCACACUGCAUGCAACAUCACGGUAGGUGCGCACGUGCUCCUCGACCAAAAUACGCACGUGCAAUGGUCCAAUCGGCGACGGUCGCUCCACUGACAGCCCGCAGGGUCGAUUUCUCUCAUCUGUGGAAUAUGGAGGGGACCGGCAACAGUGGAUAA
This is a messenger RNA of Echinococcus granulosus, 267 nucleotides long. RefSeq lists its product as hypothetical. The coding region runs from base 1 to 267 and encodes 88 amino acids. The transcript is spliced from 2 exons. Lineage: Eukaryota; Metazoa; Platyhelminthes; Cestoda; Cyclophyllidea; Taeniidae. The record is from RefSeq and is a predicted model, not a curated record.